AUGGCAUCUGUUACUGAGGAAGCCCCUAUCAAGAAGGAGCCUCUUCUCAAGACCUUUGAGAUUUAUCGCUGGAACCCCGAUACUCCCACUGAGAAGCCUAGCCUUGUCAAGUACACCGUUGAUCUCAACUCUUGUGGACCCAUGAUUUUGGAUGUCUUGAUCAAGAUCAAGAACGAGCAGGACCCCACUCUCACUUUCCGUCGCUCUUGCCGUGAAGGUAUUUGUGGCUCUUGCGCUAUGAACAUUGAGGGUGGCAAUACUCUUGCCUGUAUCUCCAAGGUUGAUCGUAAUGUCUCCAAGUCCACCAAGAUCUACCCUCUUCCUCAUAUGUACAUUGUCAAGGAUUUGGUUCCCGAUCUUACCCACUUCUACAAGCAGUACAAGAGCAUUGAGCCUUACCUGAAGCAGAACACCCCUCCCCCUGCUGACAGAGAGAACCUCCAGACCAUUGAGGACAGAAAGAAGUUGGAUGGUUUGUACGAGUGCAUUCUCUGCGCUUGUUGCUCCACCUCUUGCCCCUCGUACUGGUGGAACCAGGAGGAGUACUUGGGUCCUGCCGUUUUGAUGCAGGCUUACCGCUGGAUGAUUGAUUCUCGUGAUCAGUUCGGCUACCAGCGUCGUGAGGCUCUCCAGAACCAGAUGUCGCUUUACCGUUGCCACACCAUCAUGAACUGUUCCAAGACCUGCCCCAAGGGUCUUCAGCCUGGUGCUGCCAUUGCCAAGAUUAAGUUGUUGAUGGCUACUGAGUAA
Molecule: messenger RNA, 750 nt
Organism: Phycomyces blakesleeanus NRRL 1555(-)
Lineage: Eukaryota; Fungi; Mucoromycota; Mucoromycetes; Mucorales; Phycomycetaceae
Gene: SDH1
Product: succinate dehydrogenase flavo protein subunit 2 SDH2
Exons: 5
Coding region: 1-750 (249 amino acids)
Biological process (GO): respiratory electron transport chain; tricarboxylic acid cycle; aerobic respiration
Cellular component (GO): mitochondrial membrane
Molecular function (GO): electron transfer activity; 2 iron, 2 sulfur cluster binding
Source: RefSeq, a predicted model, not a curated record